AUGUACAGGAGUUCAGACACGAAGCAGUACUACAAGAGCAAGAAUAAACUUCCUUUAAUUUUUUACAAAAAUAAAUAUACAAACCUUAAGCAGAGUAAUAGCAAUUAUAACAGUAAUACCAACGGUAAUAACAUCAAUAACAACAACAGUAACAACAACAGUAACAACAACAGUAACAACAACAGUAACAACAACAGUAACAACAACAGUAACAACAACAGUAACAACAGUAACAACAACAGUAAUAACAACAGUAACAACAACAGUAACAACAACAGUAACAACAGUAACAACAACAACAACAAUAACAACAAAAGUAAUAACAACAGUAACAACAACAGUAACAACAAAAGUAAUAACAACAGUAACAACAACAGUAACAACAACAGUAACAACAAAAGUAAUAACAGUAAUAAUAGCUGCAUUAGCCAUCAGCAAAGGGGUGAGGGCCUUAGCUAUAUUGUCAACGGUACAGUAAACAAAUCAUUAGACAAGAACAACAUUAACAAGAGUAGUAGUAGCAGCGGCAAUCGCAUCUGUGAUAAUAGCAACACAAACCUCCUUUACAAGAAGAAGGGUAGUCUUAACGUGCACGCAAAUACGGGUACGGGUAAGUACAGUGUGAGUAGUAGUGGUAACUACCGCAUAAAUAAUAACGACAGUGAAGAACAUCCGAGUAGUUGUGGAAACAUGUUAGCGUACAAUGAAGACAUGUAUAACUGCGAUAAGCAGAAGGUACUGAAUGCGGGUGGAUCCAGAUAUCAUGCCUAUAACAUUGACGGUAAUAACAGUGGUCAUCAUAGUAGUCAUCAUAAUAGUCAUCAUAAUAGUCAUCAUAAUAAUCAUCAUAAUAAUCAUCAUAAUGGCAAUAACAGUAACAGUCAUAGUAGCCAUGAGUACAACAGUAAUAACCAUGCUCCAUUAGGAAAACUACAAAACAAUAAAAAUUCUUACAAUUUUCAUCAAAAAAAGGAAGGAAAGCACAGCUACGAAGAGUACUUGGGUAAUAUGCCGGAAGGGGAAAAUAGUAGGGGAAAUAACGUGGGUAACAACUUAAGUGGUAAUCAUUCAAGAGGUAACAAUCAUAUUAACCACAGUAAAAAUUGUAAUAGUAAUGGUAAUAGUAACAACAAUGGUAAUAGUAACAACAGUGGUAAUAGUAACAACAGUGGUAGUAGUAACAACAGUGGUAGUAGUAACAACAGUGGUAGUAGUAACAACAAUGGUAAUCAUAGUAAUAAGAUUAAUAACAGUACUAACAGUGCCAAUAACAAUAGUGCCAAUAACAAUAGUGCCAAUAACAACAAUGCCAAUAACAACAAUGCCAAUAACAACAAUGCCAAUAACAACAAUGCCAAUAACAACAAUGCCAAUAACAACAAUGCCAAUAACAACAAUAGUAACAGUAAUAGUAUAAGCAUCAGUAGUAAUAACAAUAACAAUAACAAUAAUAGUAUCAGUAAUAGUAGCAGUAACAAUAACAAUAAUAGUAGCAGUAAUAGUAGCAGUAACAGUAACAACAAUGUUAACGGAAACGUUAACGGAAGUAUCAAUGGUAAUGUACACGGUAAUCAUAGCAAUCAUUCGUUUAACUAUGGACCAAGGAGUUAUAAAAAUUAUAAUGUAGAAGAUAAUGAAAAUUACAUGAACCUUACCAGUUCUAAGAACGCCAAUAGGUGUUACGAAGUUAGUGAUAAUGUAUCAUGUAUGAACAUGUCAGUACAAAAAAAAAUGAGUUAUAUUAACUUCGCUAGUAAUAAUAAUAACAAUAAUGGACAUCACCUUAACAGUCAUAACAACAUUCAUCAUAGCGGUCCAAGCAACGAUCAUCGCAAAGGAAGCGAACUGAAUGGAGAUGAUUUGAAUAAUUAUAGUUCAGUUAAUGAAAAGAUGAUUGACGUAGCAAAAGAAAAGAGUGUACUAGAGAACAAUAUGCUAUCAAGGGGUGAUAACAAAAAGGCGUUGCUAAACAUGAUGAGUAACACAAGAAAUAAAAAUAAUAGUACAAAUAAUGAAGUGAGAAAAAUAGAAAAGAAAGAAGAAGAGGAUAAGUACAUAAAAGGAAACAAUAAUGAUAGAAGCACAAGUACAUGCAAUCGAAGUAGUUACAGUGUACACAAGGAGGUGUUAACAAAAAACAGCAUGAACAAUUUUGGCGCGGCUAACAUAAUUAGCGGCGUUGAUGGGGUUAACGGAGCUAGCGGUGUGAACAGUGUAAACAGUGUAGACGAAGUAAAUGAUAUAAACCCCGUUGGCAGUUGUAGCAACAUGAACAAUCCGAACGACAUGAGUGGAAAGAAUGCAAACUCCGCGAGCGGAAAUGCGUACAAUAUAUCGUACAUGUUCAUUUAUCAGUACUACUACGUGCUACACACAAAAAAAGAAAUGAUGCAUAACUUUUACUCGGAUAACGCUAUUUUGCUAAUAAGUUUCAAUAAUCAAAAUAGACAGGAUGAAAAGGGAAAUUAUAACUGUGUUCAGAAUGAUUUAAAGAAUAGUAUGAAUGUUUCGGAGGGUGGUAAACAGUAUGCUCAUGGAAGAGGUGGAAUAACAACAAAUGGUGGUGGUAUUGGUAGUGGUAUUGGUAGCGGUAUUGGUAGUGGUAUUGGUAGCGGUAUUGGUAGUGGUAGUGGUAGCGGUAUUGGUAGCGGUAUUGGUAGUGGUAGCGGUAGAAGUGCGAAUCGUGCAGCUGGAAGUGGAAACGUAUUAUACGAUGAUAGGGAGCAUUUCUUCAAUUUGAGUGAUAUGGUUAUUGAGGGAAGCCAGAAAAGCGAGUAUAUGAUGAAAUUGAAAAAUCGAAAAAUGAUUAGUGAGUAUUAUAGAAAGCUUGAUGUGAAUGAAUGUACUGUUCAUAUAAACUCAAUUGAAGUAGUCAACUUGCAUGAUGAAAUAUAUAUAUAUAUAUAUGGAAAAAUGAAGAAAUGUAAAGAUACGAAUGUGUAUUACUACUUUGUGCAGAAUAUUCAUUUACAUAAAUAUAGUAUGUACCAGUAUUAUGUAGAUGUUGAUUUUAUUCAUUACUAUAAUACUUCCAUGGAUAGUGAUGAGUGUCAACAAUAUCAACAUGCCGAACAGUUCAACUAUAACAGUAGUAGUAGACUGUUAAGUAAUAUAUGCGAUGCUAAGAGUAAGGAGGACGAGAAAAAGAAAAAAAGCAAAAUUAGUAAGCUCCACAUGAGUGGUAAUAAUAAUAACCUGGUCAGUAGCGACGUAGUUAGGACUAGCGCAAUCAGUAGCAACCCUAUGAGUAAUAGUUCCAGUGCGUUGAAACACAUAGGUGCAGUUAGAAGUGGCACGAUGAGGGGAAAAGGUACCGAAAAAGGUGUAACAUGUACCGAUAGUGGAAAUGUAAAUAAUAAUGCAUGUACCGUUAGUGGAAAUGUAAAUAAUAAUGCUUGUACCAAUAACAGAAAUAGUAAUAAAUGUGCGAUGGGCCCUAGAAGGAAUAAUGAAAGGGAUGAAAAGAAUAUGGCAAUGGUAGAUAACAAAUAUUGCAAGGCGAAGUUUACAGUAAAAGAAGAGGAUAAUGAACAAAACUACCAUAGCGGCAGUGUUAUGACACAACAUCAUCCCAUGGUGAGGCUACAGCAUAGUAGUAACAUUCAUGAUCAUAAAAGAUAUUAUCAUCAGUAUGAUGAAUAUGGUGGACAUGAUGAAGAGGAGCAAGGAGAACAACAGUACGCACAAGAGAACAUGAUGAGGAUGUAUAUAUCAGAAGAGGAAGAGGAGAAGGGAUAUAAUGAAGAGGAAUAUGAUGAAGAAGAAUAUGUCGAAGCAGAAUACGGUGAAGCAGAGUACGAUGAGGAAGAAGAGGAAGAGGAAGGAGAAGAAGAGGAUAUGGAGGAUGAAGAUGCGUUAGAAGAUAAUAUGGGAAACAUGGGCAACAUGAGUAACAUGGACAACAUGGAUGAUGAUUAUGAUGACGUAGGAGUAAUAGAAGUGGGAGUAGAAGAGGAGGAAGGAUUUGAAGAGGAAGAUGAUGAAUUUGAAGGAGCAUAUGGACCAUAUGUGGAUGAGGAGGAGCAUGAACAAGAAUUUGAACAUGUACAUAUACGUGAACGUGGACAGGAAUGUGCAGCGGAUGUGCAUAUGCAUAUGGGUGUGGGUGUGCAAAAUGAAGGAAGUUAUGCGGAUAAUAUAAACGAUGGAAAGAGAAAAAAGAAAAGAUGUAGUCUUUCGAAAAAUAAUGAAUCUCUGGUUCUUACGAAAGGAGGAGGAGGAGGAGUAGUAGUUGAAUCAUGUAGUAGCAGCUAUUACAAUAAUAGUAACAAACAUGCAAUUAAGAAGGGGGGAAUAUCAUCCAAUGCCAUCGCCCCUUCAGCAGUGAGGGGUGGUGGUAGUGUUGUUGUUGGUGUUGGGCCACGUAUUGACGAUGCAAAUAACUCAUCUGCAUUUAUAUCAAUGGGUAAGAUAAAAAAUAUGAAAAAGACAAACAACAACGAUAAGAGAGGGAAACUUGGGGCCGCUUCUUUAUGUACCGGUUAUGCAAGUAAGGACCAUACUGCGGAAAAUAAAAAAGGGAAAGACAAGGAGAAUGAAAAAAAAAGAAACACAGCAGAAGUGGUAGUAGUAGUGCCAAGUGCGAAUAGGGAUCUUUAUAAUAGUAGCAGGGAGGGGUGCAACCAUAAUAAUAAAGAGAAUAGCGAAUAUAAUAUUAGAGCAAACAGGGUUGGCGGCAAAUAUAAUAGUAGUGGUGGUGGUAAAGCGGAUGAUCCGAGUAGCAGCAAUGUCAUUGGAAGUAAUAGCGGUAGUAAUAGCGGAAAUAAUAGCCGCAAUAAUAUUAACAGUAAUAACGGCAAUAAUAGCUGCAGUAGCAACGGCGGAGGGGUACACGUGAAGAAGACGAACAUAGUGGAAGACACGAAAAAAAUAAAAAAAAAUAAAAUUGAAAAUGCAUGGAAUGUUGAGAGUGAACAAUUGCCAAAAAUGGAAAAAAUCAUGAAAGAACAAAAGAAUGGAUUUGAAAAUAAUAAGAAAAAGAAAAAAGAAAAAAACAGAGUAGACCCAGAUAGUUGGGUGUUUAGAGUUAUGAAAAAUUAUCAAAGUGUAAAUCCAGGUGAGAAAAAUGGGCAGGUAGUAGUAAAUAACAAAAAAAUGGAAAGAGAAAAUAAAAAUAAUGAGCUAAAUGAUAAUGAGAAAGAAAAGGAGCUUAACCAAAAGGGAAAUAAAAAGGAGGAUACGGAACAGGAAAAAAGAAAAAAGAAAAAAAAAAAAAAAAAGGAAAAAAGUAAAGUAAAAGAACAAAAUGGAUAUAGAAUUGGAGGAAAGGGGAAAGAUGAUGAAGAUAGAGAAAUAGAAGAAGAAGAGGAGGAAGAAGAAGAUGAUGAAGAUGAACAAGAACAAGAACAACUAGAACAGCAACAGCAACAACAACAACAACAACAACAAAGAGAACAAAUGAAAGGGGAAGAAAUCAACGCCAAUGAUAAAAAAAUUAUUAUUCAUAAUAUACAUAAAAAUAUGGAUAAGAAAAAAAUAAAUGAUUGUAUUAUUGACCGAUUAAAAAAAUAUAAUGAUGGGCAUGCUGUUCAAAUUGAUAUAUAUCAAAGGAAUAUAAAAAAAGUAUUUCCAAAUUCGUAUAAUAAUUAUCAGAAUAGUUAUCCAAAUAAUUAUGAUAAUAAAGUAAAAGGAACUGAAUAUUCUUACGCCAUUGCUGAGUUAGAUUGUCGUCAAAGUCAACAACUUUUACUUGACUUAGGUCUAUAUUGUAAUGGUAUUAAAUUAAACAUAGAAAAUUUUAAGGAAAAAAAAAAAACAGAUAUCAAGAAAUAUAAUAGAAAAUAUAAUACAUUUAGUACGUCAUUUGAUGGGUCCAAAUUGAAAGAAGACAAAUUUAAAAAUUCGUUCUAUAGAGGAGGAGGAGGAGGACCAGUAGUAGCAGGAGGGGGGGGACGUCAGUGGCAACUCCGAUUUGAAGCAAAAGAUGCAGCAUAUGCUUGA
This is a messenger RNA of Plasmodium malariae, 5940 nucleotides long. RefSeq names its product conserved Plasmodium protein, unknown function. Bases 1 to 5940 code for a protein of 1979 amino acids. NCBI's taxonomy places the organism in Eukaryota, Apicomplexa, Aconoidasida, Haemosporida, Plasmodiidae. The transcript has a single exon. The record is from RefSeq and is a predicted model, not a curated record.